UGGUACGUUUCAUGAUUAUAUAAAUUAUACGAAAGUGUACUACAUUUUCUUAAUAUGCAGGACAAUAUAAUCCCAACUUAUUAAUACAUAUAAAUAUAUACUGAAUUCCUUAAAAAACAUUUUCACCCUGUACAAGAAAUAAAUUAUAGUAAUCCAAAAGAGAAACAGAAUUAUGAUUAACCACAGUUGUUUCUUAAUUUUGUUAACCUUAACAUUGUAUUGGGAAUCAGAUGCUUUUACAGGUCGUUGUAAAACUGAAGGAGAAAAAUGUUCCAAAACAAUAUUUUCACCAUGUUGUGCAAAUUCUACAUGUCAACUACAUGGGAUAUUUAAAGGAGUUUGUGUAAAAUGUUUACCUGAGAAACAUUUAUGCCUGUCCAGUAGUGAAUGUUGUACAAAUUCAUGUAAAUGGUUUCGAUGUGUCAAAACAGAUUAGACAUGGAUUGAUUCAUUAAUUCACAAUUAAUGAAUAUUCAUAUACAAGUAAAUUGACUAGUAAUAUAAAAAAUAUACGUUUAAUUGUUCUUAAGA
Schistosoma rodhaini is the source of this 531-nucleotide messenger RNA. The record is from the annotation of a GenBank genome assembly. NCBI's taxonomy places the organism in Eukaryota, Metazoa, Platyhelminthes, Trematoda, Strigeidida, Schistosomatidae.